ACACUCAUAUUUACUACUCUCAUCUGAAUCACAAUCUCAUAGCACCACUAGCAUAUGCAUAUAACAGUUUAGAGAGAGAAAAAAAACCAAAAUGUAAAAAAGAAAGAGAGAGAGAGAGAAAGAGGUAUUGCUGCAGAGUUGCAGGUUUUUAGCAGAAAUGGUGGCAGAUGGUUUUUUAACUUUACAUGUGAAAUUAUUUUUCUCUCUUAUUAGUAUUAUCUCUAUUCUCUUUCUUUCUUCUUCUUGUGUGGUUUCCUAGCUGCUAUGAGAGACUAGUGCUGUUUCUGUCACAGAAACUACGAUGUGAUUGAACAUCUAAAGCUUUCUUCAGUUAUUAUUAUUUUUAUUACAACACAUUGCUUCAUUCUGAAACGUUGAAAAUCCAACUCUUUUUUCAUAUUCACACAAAAAGCUAAAAUAUAUGGAGAUACACAGAAGAAUACUUUCAAUGGAGCCUAGUGAGUGCUACUUUUGAACAACUAGCAUAGCAUUUGUGCAUCUUUUUCUCUUCUUGUGGCUCCUGGUGUAAGAACAAGAGGUUUUAGAAAGAAAGAGCUUGUUGGGUUGGUUCAUCUUUUGUUGAAGCUAUGGCAUUUCAAUUUGGAGUACUCUUUCUUCUUGUUUUUUCCAUUUGUUUCAAUGUCAAAUCAGUGGAUUCAGAUGAUGGGUCAACAUUGUUGGAUAUAAAGAAGUCAUUCAGGGAUGUGGAUAAUGUUCUAUAUGAUUGGACUGACUCAUCAACAUCAGAUUAUUGUGCUUGGAGAGGAAUUUCAUGUGAUAAUGUCACCUUCAAUGUUGUUGCACUCAAUCUUUCUGGGCUGAAUCUUGACGGUGAAAUCUCGCCUUCUAUAGGGAACCUUAAGAGCUUGGUCUCUAUUGAUUUAAAAGAAAACCGGUUAUCAGGUCAGAUACCAGAUGAGAUUGGUGACUGUUCUUUGUUGCAGGACUUGGAUUUGUCAUUUAAUGAAAUUCGGGGGGAUAUACCAUAUUCAAUUUCUAAGCUGAAACAAUUGGAGAAUCUGAUUUUGAAGAAUAAUCAAUUGAUUGGACCAAUUCCUUCAACAUUGUCUCAGAUUCCUAAUUUGAAGAACCUGGACCUGGCACAAAAUAAUCUUAGUGGUGAAAUUCCAAGGCUUAUAUACUGGAAUGAAGUUUUGCAAUAUCUUGGCUUGCGAGGGAACAACUUGGUCGGUUCAUUAUCUCCGGACAUGUGCCAGUUGACUGCCUUGUGGUACUUUGAUGUGAGAAACAAUAGCCUAACAGGAAGUAUUCCCGAAAACAUAGGCAAUUGUACUUCCUUCCAAGUCUUGGAUUUAUCUUACAACCAGUUGACCGGAGAAGUUCCAUUCAAUAUCGGGUUUCUACAAAUCGCAACCUUGUCAUUGCAAGGGAAUAAACUCUCCGGGCAUAUUCCAUCGGUGCUUGGUCUCAUGCAAGCACUUGCUGUGUUAGACUUGAGCUGUAACAUGUUAACUGGAUCAAUUCCUCCUAUUUUGGGUAAUUUGACUUACACUGAAAAAUUGUACUUGCAUGGAAAUAAGCUGACUGGUUUCAUCCCUCCGGAGCUUGGAAAUAUGUCAAAGCUUCAUUAUUUGGAGUUGAAUGAUAAUAAUCUAAGUGGACAUAUCCCACCGGAGCUUGGAAAGCUUACAGAUCUAUUUGACUUAAAUGUUGCUAACAACAACCUUGAGGGGCCAAUUCCCGGUAACAUUAGCUCGUGUAAAAACCUUAACAGCCUAAAUGUGCAUGGGAAUAAGCUGAAUGGAACAAUACCCUCUACUUUCCAGAGCUUGGAGAGUAUGACCUCUUUGAAUCUUUCGUCAAACAACCUUCAAGGCUCCAUUCCAAUUGAACUGUCACGGAUCGGGAAUUUGGAUACAUUGGAUAUUUCAAACAAUGAAUUAAUCGGACCAAUUCCUCCUUCCCUUGGUGAUUUGGAACAUCUUCUGAAGCUGAAUCUGAGCAGAAACGGUUUAACAGGACCUAUUCCUGCAGAGUUUGGUAAUCUCAAAAGUGUUAUGGAUAUUGAUCUUUCCCAUAACCAGCUCUCCGAUUUUAUUCCUGUAGAACUUAGUCAGCUUCAGAACAUAGGAUCAUUGAGGCUUGAAUACAAUGACUUAACGGGGGAUGUGGCAUCGCUUGUAAAUUGUCUCAGUCUUUCUCUUCUUAAUGUGUCCUAUAACAACCUAGUUGGUCUUAUUCCCACAAACAACAACUUUACCAGAUUUUCACCGGAUAGUUUCAUUGGAAAUUCCGGUCUAUGUGGUAAUUGGCUGAAUUAUCCAUGUCAAGGUUCUCACCCUACGGACCGAGUUACGUUAUCUAAGGCGGCUAUUCUAGGAAUUACACUCGGUGCCCUUGUCAUUCUUCUGAUGAUACUUCUGGCUGCUUGCCGACCACACCAUCCAGCUCCAUAUCCUGAUGGAUCACUCGAAAAACCAGGUGACAAAACAUUUACAUUCUCACCUCCAAAACUAGUGAUUCUUCAUAUGAACAUGGCACUUCAUGUCUAUGAUGAUAUCAUGAGGAUGACUGAAAACCUAAGUGAGAAGUAUAUUAUUGGAAGCGGUGCAUCGAGUACGGUUUAUAAAUGUGUUCUUAAAAAUUGCAAGCCAGUUGCCAUAAAGAGGCUCUAUUCUCACUAUCCACAAUACUUGAAGGAAUUUGAGACGGAACUUGGAACGGUCGGCAGCAUUAAGCACCGGAAUCUGGUUAGUCUCCAAGGCUACUCUUUGUCCCCUUAUGGUCACCUUCUCUUCUAUGACUACAUGGAAAAUGGCAGUUUAUGGGAUCUUCUUCAUGGACAAAGUAAGAAGAAAAAACUUGACUGGAAUCUGCGUCUAAAAAUAGCGCUCGGAGCGGCACAAGGACUUGCAUAUUUACACCAUGAUUGCAGUCCUCGCAUCAUCCAUAGAGACGUGAAAUCGUCAAAUAUUUUACUAGAUGCAGAUUUUGAGCCUCAUCUAACUGAUUUUGGCAUUGCCAAAAGUCUCUGCCCUACAAAGUCUCAUACUUCUACUUACAUAAUGGGCACAAUUGGCUACAUAGACCCCGAAUAUGCCCGAACUUCCCGUCUCACUGAGAAAUCCGAUGUCUACAGCUAUGGCAUUGUUUUACUUGAACUGCUAACCGGGAGAAAAGCCGUUGACAAUGAAUCCAACCUCCAUCAUCUAAUUUUGUCCAAGACAGCUAGCAAUGCAGUAAUGGAAACGGUUGAUCCCGACAUAACUGCCACAUGCAAGGACCUAGGAGCAGUUAAGAAAGUUUUUCAGCUUGCUCUACUAUGCUCAAAGAGACAGCCAGCCGACCGGCCAACAAUGCACGAAGUAUCACGUGUAUUAGGAAGUCUCGUCCCUUCAGUCACACCACCGAAACAACUAAACCCUCCCCAAGUUGCAUCUAACCCGUCAGCCAAAGUUCCGUGUUACAUGGACGAGUAUGCAAAUCUCAAGACACCACACUUGGUGAACUGUCCUUCCAUGAGCACCUCAGAUGCUCAACUCUUCCUCAAGUUCGGCGAAGUAAUCUCUCAGAACAGCGAGUGACGAUUUUGAAAGAAUCAGUUAUCAGAUUCAUGAGUUACUAAUUAUUAGCUACAAGUUAUCAGAUUCAUGAGUCAUGUAUAUUAAAAUUCCCAAAAUGAAAAAUGGGAUAUAAAAUUUGAUGAAGCAUUGAAAAAUGUGUAUAAAAUUUUUAGUAUUUUAGUGAUGAUGUUAUGUAGGAACAACUUACAAGAAUUUGAAAGGUGCAAGUAACCAAGUAUGUUGUACUUUUAUGUUUGGUAGCACACAAGGUUGAAGUAAUGAAGUUAAGGUUAUGGGACCA
This is a messenger RNA of Lathyrus oleraceus (garden pea), 3825 nucleotides long. Its product is annotated as LRR receptor-like serine/threonine-protein kinase ERECTA. The record is from RefSeq and is a predicted model, not a curated record. Gene Ontology annotation, molecular function: receptor serine/threonine kinase binding; ATP binding; protein kinase activity. Lineage: Eukaryota; Viridiplantae; Streptophyta; Magnoliopsida; Fabales; Fabaceae. Gene Ontology annotation, biological process: regulation of cell growth; protein phosphorylation; heat acclimation. The coding region runs from base 588 to 3545 and encodes 985 amino acids. The transcript has 27 exons.